GCAACUCUGCAAGACUGUUAUCUGUCAAUUGUCAAUGCUCUUUCCUUUUUCGUUUAUAAACAAUGAAAUUGACAUAGGCCAUAGUGAAAUCUGUGUGACUGUUGGUUUCUUUGUUUACACAGCUCGGUUUCAGAAAUGGACGUUGACGAAGGUUGUGAAAUAGCUAGAAGACUUGCAAUGGCAGAGGCAGAAUCAACUCUGGCACUACAGAAUUCAUUAGUCUUGCGUCUUGCCGACAUCACACUGGAAACUAAAAAAAAAUUCAACAAUACCAAUACCUCGUUAAUACGCAGUAUCUUGGACAAUCCUGUUGAUGGUGCAGAAGGAAAGGUGACCGAUAAGGAGCUAACUUCAGUCUUAGAUAAAUUGGUAUUAGACGAAAAUGUCAAGAAGGAUUCGUCCAGAGGAGUUUCGAACAAAUCAAUAACAAGACGAGGACACAAAUGCAAAAUGUGUACCGAACGUUUCAAAUGCGUCACAUCUUUAGCAAAGCACAUGAAACUCCAUGCUACACGUCAUCAUACUUGUCGUCUCUGCCUGGCAGUCUUUUCCACUAAGCCUGAUUUAUUGAAGCAUCGCCAAACUCAUUUGGAAGAACGGACCCACCAGUGUAAAGUCUGCUGUAAAUUUUUCGGUCAUCCUUCCAAUUUGAUACCCCAUAAAUUUCUCCAUAGAAGGGAAGUGCCACACAUUUGCAGAGUCUGUCAACGAACAUUUCCCAGCGGUAUCGAACUGACGAAGCACUCUGUGUUUCACAGGUCAACCAACAAGCACAGGUGCGAUAUUUGCUCAAUAUAUUACCGUAAUAAAUACUACUUCAUGAUACACUCUGGGAAUCCCAUGGAAGACACGCCUUUCUAUUGUAAAUUCUGCUAUAAGACUACCGCUUCAUGUGAAUCUAUGAUCGCACACGAAAGGAACCACAUGAUAUUCAGACAAUACUGUUGUCCAUUCUGCUUGAGAUUGUUUGGAAACAACAGUCUGUAUGAGCAGCAUUUCAAGUUUCACGAAGGGGUAGUGCCUCAGUGCAAAUUCUGUUUCGAAUGCUUUUCAGAACCUAAAACUUUACUGGAUCACUAUACAAUUCAUAUGGGAGAAGAACCAUAUCAGUGCGAAUUGUGUUCCAAAUAUUUCCCCGACGGUAUGCGUUUGAUCUCGCACAAGGUAGGCAAAAACGGAGCUUGCAAAGUCUGAUUCAAGUACAAAUAAGGUAUACAUUAGUGCAAAUUUACAAUCAAAUGUGGUUUUUUACAUGUUCAAUAGUUUUUUAAUUAAAGAACAACCUAUAUGUCUUA
Leptinotarsa decemlineata (Colorado potato beetle) is the source of this 1295-nucleotide messenger RNA. RefSeq lists its product as uncharacterized. The record is from RefSeq and is a predicted model, not a curated record. Lineage: Eukaryota; Metazoa; Arthropoda; Insecta; Coleoptera; Chrysomelidae.